Messenger RNA from Apis laboriosa (Himalayan honeybee), 4545 nucleotides. RefSeq names its product glycerophosphocholine phosphodiesterase GPCPD1-like. The transcript is spliced from 16 exons. Gene Ontology annotation, biological process: glycerophospholipid catabolic process. Gene Ontology annotation, molecular function: glycerophosphocholine phosphodiesterase activity; starch binding. Lineage: Eukaryota; Metazoa; Arthropoda; Insecta; Hymenoptera; Apidae. The coding region runs from base 513 to 3119 and encodes 868 amino acids. The record is from RefSeq and is a predicted model, not a curated record.
AACCCGACGCUGCAGUCAGUAGUAUUUCGACGGCAGUAAAGGUUACGUGUUGUUUCGACGAUUUAUAUCUUUUCUCUUUCUUUUUCUUUCUCUAUCUUUGUUGCUUGCUUAUGAUUGUGUUCGUAAUAUUUAUAGAAGCUUUAUCGUUGCAAUGUGUGUAUACGUUACAUAUUCGUCUGUGAAACAGCGUGUAGCUACUUUUUAUAGUUAGUUUAUCUGCUAUGAUAUCUAUCAAACGAAAAGCGUGAUACAGUGCACGUGACAAAUAUUAAUUGUUUCUUUUUCAUCAUUACGAAACCAUACGCGAAACCGUACAACAAAAUCGUGAAUCCUUUUACAUUAAAACGAAAGUCUACGAUCGAUAAAUUUGAUGACUCAACUGCAAGCCAUUAAAUCAAUUUAUCACGAUAAAAAAUUGUUACAUUGUAAGAUUAGCUGAUGUGAAUUGAACACACCUUGAAACACAGAAAAUUGAAAGAGAAAAACACUGAGAAAAAGAAAACAUAUAUAAUAUGCAGCGGAUGUGGUUUAUAGAGAACAAAGAGGACGGGGAAUACAAGCAGCAAGAGGAGCCACGUGAGACUAACUUCAUCGAGGUGGCAACUGAACAUACAUCAGACAUGAGGGGAUCUAAAAGAGAUUGGAUUUUUAGAGUCCAAGUACAUAAAAUAGAAAAAAAUGAAGUUUUGUAUGUAGUGGGUAAUUUGCCUGAACUGGGUGCUUGGAAUCACAAUCAGGCAAUUCAGUUGUCACAGGAACAUGGCAGUCGGGAUUCUCCUAUACUUUUUGACAGUAAUAGUAGUGGAGAAUUUUAUAGUGACGAUGGACAUGACAAUGCUGGAGAUAAUUCAUUUGGUGAUAUAGAUGAUGAAGGUGGAAGAAUAUUUUCACAAAAAGUUGCACUUCCCAUUGAUGCUGAUGUAGAAUUCCGAUAUUUUGUUGCUGUCAUCUGUCAUUCUAAUGGUACUAAAAAUUCGGCCAAGACUCUUAUUAUUCGUAGAUGGGAGACUCAUAUGACACCACGCUUUAUUAAGAAAAAUACACCUAGCAAUUUUAGUAGUGACACAUUGCCUGAUCCAGACAAAUUUGGUUAUUAUAAUGGCUACUGUAAAAUUGAACGAGGCUGGUUGACCGAUGAAACUGUGAUACAAUUUAAGCUUUUUAAUAAUCCAAUUAAGUUAUGGAAAAAUCGACUACAAAAUAGAAAAGUUCACAUUAAAAUGACACCUGUAAAUUUAAUUAGACACAAUUCUUUAGAAUUGCAACAAUUUGGUGGUGAUUGUGUAGAUGAUAGUCUUUCUAUGGAUACGCAAGAUAUUAUUGAUCAACCUGCCUUUAGUAUUACAGAAGUUGCGGUAAUGAAUGAUGAAGAAGCUCGCUUCAAGAUACAAGAACAAUUUGGUCGAGCUUACAAUGAAGACGAAUUUAUUAUCUUCAAUGUUGCAGUUCGAUAUCCUGAAACUAUUGCUUAUUUGGUGGACUACUACGUAUACAGCUCAAGAUGUUUUCCAGGAGAACCACCAAGUCAUAUCGGUUUCAGCUAUAUUUUACCUAGUACAUUACAAUCAAGCGUUGGGCUUCUAACAGUACCAAUUACAAGCACAAAGCAUAGACCAAUUGGACAACUUACAUUAGAAUAUGUUGUGAUAAAAUCAAUUCCAGAUUAUCCAUGGGAUAUGAGUAUUUCAUAUGCUAAACAUUGGGAACAACGGUGGUCUGGCCUAGAUGUAGGACAUAGAGGAUUAGGUACUUCUUUUCAAACAAAAAACUGUGCUAAUGUGCGUGAAAAUACAAUAGCUUCUUUAAAGACUGCAUCAUAUCAUGGAGCUGAUAUGGUUGAAUUUGAUGUUCAAUUAUCUAAAGAUCACAUACCGGUUAUUUACCACGAUUUUUAUGUGUCUAUUUCAUUAAAACGCAAGAAACAAAUAGAAGCUAUGGAUAUGCUAGAAAUACCUGUUAAAGAUCUUACAUUAGAACAACUACAUUUAUUGAAGGAUUUUUAUUACCCGGGGGACUCGUUGGGUAAGGUGCUGUAUUUCGUUGAUAAAGCUGAGCAGGGGGUUAACCAACUGGUGUAUCAUGUGGCUGAAGGUCGAGAAAAAAAUCCAAGAUUUUUUGAUGAAGAUUUAGAAGAUCAUCAACCUUUUCCUACCCUUCAAACUGUACUUCAAGAAUUAGAACAACAUGUUGGCUGUAAUAUCGAAAUUAAAUGGACUAUGCAAUUAAAGGAUGGUACAUUCGAGCUUAAUCAUCCUUUCGAUCUUAAUAUGUAUUUGGACAUUAUAUUGAAAGUCGUUCUAGAAUAUGGAGGAGAUAGGAAAAUUGUUUUUUCAUCAUUCAAUCCAGAUAUUUGUGCCAUGAUUCGUCUUAAGCAAAAUAAGUACCCAGUAGUAUUUUUAACACAAGGUGUAACUUCAAAGUAUCCUACUUAUCAUGAUCCGAGAUGUCAAACGAUACCAAUGGCUGUUAGACAUGCAUUAGCAGCUGAUAUUUUAGGAAUUAAUGUUCAUACUGAAGAUAUUCUUAGAGAUCCCUCACAAGUCAAAUUUGUAAAGGAUGCUGGAUUAAUUAUUUUUUGUUGGGGAGAUGAUAAUAAUGAUAAAGAUACAAUUCAACAUUUAAAGAAACUUGGCUUGCAUGCAGUUAUUUAUGACAAAAUUGAUGAAUAUAAUGCAAAAGAAGUCAAGGAAAGUAUAUUUCUAGUUGAUGCAAGAGAAAAUCAAAAGGCACUAAUUGCUUUAGCACAAUGUAAUCAGAGUUGUGCACCUCAACCUCAAAUUACUAAUUCUCUAAAUUCAGAAAAGGAUUAUUAUAUGGACAUUGAUAAAUCACGAAAUAUGAUCACAACUACAUCAACUACAACUUCAUUUGCAUCUUUUGGUAAGAAUAGUAUUGGUGACGAUAAUAAUAUAUAUCCAAUAUCAAGCAUUAAAUUAUCAAGUACAUGUGAUCAUCAGGAGAGCAAAGAGAUCAGUGAAAUGACGAAAGAUUUUAGCGUUUGUGCAAAGUCCUUCGGCCACUCGGUAAAAGCAAAAAGUAUCUCAGACUUAGUUUGCGGUCAAACGACAACAUUAUCAGAGAUCUAUGGAGAGGAUGAUACUGCGAAAGACUGUCUUUGAUGUUUCUCUUUUAAGAAGCCGUUUAUGUCAUGGUUCUGAUUCAGAAAACACUGCUUAGAAAAGACCACAAGAGGAAAGAAAAAGUCGAAGAAAAUGUUUUGUAACUUGUAAUUUACUAUAAUAUUUACACCAAAGGGGUUAAACAAUUUUAGUUUCCCUAACAGUCCUAGGAUCCAUAACAUUGGAUCAUCUUAACGGCCAUUAUGGAAUAUAUUUAUAUAUUAAUGCAAAAGAAAGACGACUGAUUGUAUUUUUCAUAUCGUUUUAUCAUUCCUACAAUCAGUCAAUUUCAUAUUAUGUCUUACUUAAAAUUUUAUAUAAUGGCCUUUUUUUUUAAUACUGAUAAAAUCCAAUGGCUGUAGAAAAAGAUGUUUAUUUCUGUUACUCUGCCUGUGGCAGAUGAAUACAGAAAUUGCAAGUUUUUAGUACAAAUAUUCUCAAUAUUUUCAUUUAGUUCAUAAAAAGAAGUCACCCCUCUCAUUUUUUCUUUUAAUUGUAUACUAAUUUCAAAAAAUGAAAAUUGACACAAAUAUCUAUAUAAUAUAACAAAUAUAUAACAUCAUAAAUAUAUAUAUUUUCUCUUUUUUAGUAAAUUAUCAAAAACAAAAAAAAAUUAAAAAAAAAAUGCGAUUUGUUUUUCGACAGUUUGAAAUAUUGAUAAAAGCUGUGAAGUAAUUAUUAUGUCAUAUUCACUUAUUUAUGUUUCAAAUUAUUUUUAAUACAGCAUUAGAAAUUGAAUGAAUCAUGAAAAAAGAAUUGUGUGUAAAAUUAAUAUAAUUAUAAAAAAAGUCGCUUUUUCCAUAUUUAUAAUAAUAUGGUGAUUGUUACAAUUUAUUCAUCUAUGUAUGAUAGUUACCUUAAAAAAUUAAAAAUCGAUUUUCUUUGAUAUAAAUAAGUACACAAUUGUGAAAUUAACAAAUUUUUAAAAUCAUUUAUUUGCUUUAUAGAUUUUUUCUGUUCAAAUUCUAAUACCUGAUUAACUUUUUAAUAAACUGCAUCAGUGACAAAAUAAAUAUGUAAUACGCGAAUAUCUUUUCAAAGUUAUUGAACAGAGAAGAUAAUUUAUACCGUUAUACCGCAUUGGUAGUAUGCUAUACAACUAAAGAGAGCGAUUGUAUCAAUCGUUAUGAUUCUGGCAAUAUACAGAAUAUCUGUUGAUGGUUUAGAGAAGUAUACCACAGAUAUGUUAUGGGAUCAUAUAUGUAAAUGCACACAUAUAGUGCAUUAAGGGGGGUGGUUACUGAUCUUUUCUAUUGUCAUAGAGGCUAUGCAUUAUAAUAAACCAGUUGAUAGAUAUAAAUCGGUUCGAUAAGUUUAUAAUUAAAAUAUAUUGAUAGAACUUUGCAAAUUCUGACACGCAUAAGUUAAUACAUUAUAGUCUUCAAGUGUAUAAUAUGAUAACAUCAUAUAUAUUUCAGAUUUCUAA